ACCUAAACUCUUUCGAAUUUGAAUAGUGAAAACCUCCCAUGAACGACAGUUUAAAAGGCCAGGGUACCACCACUUGAAUCGAUCGACAAGCUACAAGCUAGAGCACACGCAGCAUGCAGUCAGUGUAGCUGGUGAGUACAGGAACACGCGCAUUGCUAGCAGUAGCAGCCAAGCAAUGGCAGCACCACCUGUAGUCGCCAUGGCCGUGCUCCUCCUCCUCCUGCAACUGGCCUCCUUGUACCCCAGCGUGGUCCUUGCCGACGCGGUGCUUGGCCGGAAGGCGGGCCUCGUCGUCAUGGACGACGACGAGCCGGCAGCGGAGAAUAGGCUGGCGCCGGCUGGGCCGCCGCCGGGGAGGUACGCCGUGAUCUUCGACGCCGGCAGCACGGGGACAAGGAUGCACGUCUUCAGGUUCGACAACAAGAUGGACCUCGUCGGGAUUGGCCACGGCAUUGAGUUCUUCGCCAAGGUGAAGCCUGGACUAAGCUCAUACGCUGAGCGACCCCAAGAGGCCGCAAACUCCAUAUUACCUCUCGUCAAGAAGGCCAAGAGCAUUGUCCCUUCGCAGCUAACGGAGAGAACCCCUCUUAAGCUAGGAGCAACUGCUGGGUUGAGACUUAUCGGAGAUGAACAAGCGGACAAGAUUCUUCAAGCGGUUAGGGAUCUUGUCCACAGCAAGAGCCAAUUCCAAUACAACCCUGACUGGAUCAAUGUUAUUGAAGGAUAUCAAGAAGGAUCUUAUCUAUGGGUUGCCCUAAACUAUCUGUUGGAUAAAUUGGGAGGGGAUUACUCCCAGACGGUAGGUGUAGUUGACAUGGGUGGUGGAUCGAUGCAAAUGGCCUAUGCCAUUUCUGCAAAUGAUGCUGCAAAGGCUCCUAAAGUACCAGAUGGAAAGGAUCGCUAUGUUACAAAGGAGUAUCUUAAAGGAAAAGAUUAUAACAUCUAUGCUCACAGCUACUUGCACUAUGGCGCUUUAGCAGCUCGAGUGAAGAUUUUAAAUGCAAAGAAUGGACAAUUUAGUUUGUGCAUGCUGCGUGGAUUCAGAGGUAACUACACAUACAAUGGGCAGCAAUACGAUGCAACUGCCUCACCUCAAGGAGCAGUGUAUGAAAAAUGUAGAGAAGAGAUAGCUAAGGCAUUGAACAUGAAUGCUCCAUGUAACACGAAGAGUUGCACCUUCGAUGGUGUGUGGAACGGAGGACGUGGAGCUGGACAGGACAACCUCUACCUUUCAUCAAGCUUCCACUAUGUGGCCACACGGGUUGGGAUCAUAGAUGGAAAAUUACCCAGUGCAAGGUCCACUCCUUCCGCAUUCAGAGUUGUUGCAAAGAGGGUAUGCCAAAUGAGUGUUAAAGAAGUAAAAGUUGCAUACCCCAUGGUUGAGGACAUCAGUGUGCCAUACCUGUGCUUGGAUCUUACUUACCUGUACACGGUGCUCGUGGACGGUUUCGGCCUGAAGUCAAUAAAGAAGAUCACAUUGGUAUCCAAGGUGAAACAUGGAGAGUACUAUGUUGAAGCUGCGUGGCCUCUGGGUACUGCUAUUGAGGCCUUGUCUCCCAAAAUGGGGCUUGAAUAUGCAUGAGUAUAAGAAGGCAGAAUAACUUGAACACAUGUCAACAAGGGACCAACAACCAAAGUAUUAUGUUGUAUUCAAGUAUACUUUGCUAUUAUAUCUUAUAGAAUAUAUUAUAUAUUCUCCAACGCCAUAAUUUCAUAAUAGAUGGGUAGCCACGGUUCAUCCUGGGCUAAGUUUCAACCCAACUGGAACAAUUUGUAACUUUAUUGUGUCGUAAUUGUAUCAGCUUAUGGGGUUAGCCAUUCUACCCUAUGUAAUAAUAUAUGUUUAUAUGUUGCAAUGCUUAUGGUCCUAAGGUUUCACUAA
Molecule: messenger RNA, 1882 nt
Organism: Sorghum bicolor (sorghum)
Lineage: Eukaryota; Viridiplantae; Streptophyta; Magnoliopsida; Poales; Poaceae
Product: probable apyrase 3
Exons: 9
Coding region: 176-1582 (468 amino acids)
Biological process (GO): nucleoside diphosphate catabolic process
Cellular component (GO): membrane
Molecular function (GO): nucleoside diphosphate phosphatase activity
Source: RefSeq, a predicted model, not a curated record